CUUCCGGCGGAACGGGAAGUGACGUCCCGCCGUACGGCAACAUGGCGGCGUGCGUGGGCAACAUGGUGGCGCCCGGUUGUGUUGUACGGAAAAGGAGGGAAUUUGGGGAGGACCUCCCGGAGGAUCCCAAUAUCCCCCAACAAAGGGUCUCAGUACCCUCCCUCCCACGGAUCGCCGUAUUUCCCCAGAGGAUCCCAACAUCCCUCCACAAAAGAUCACAAUGUACCCUCCAAAGGAUCCCAAUAUCCCCCCUGAAGAAUCCCAAUAUCCCCCUCGGGGACCCCAAUCCCACUGUGGCUGGAGAGUGGCCUGGGCUGACCCUUGCUCCUGCUCCCAGCCCGAGGAUCCCGUUCCCUCCAUGGCCAUUUCAGGAUCCUCCUCCCCAGCUAAAUUUAGGAUCGGGAUCGGUUCCAGCUCAGCUGUCGCAGCUCCUCCACAGGCUCCAGGACCCUCAUCCCGGCUAAAACCCCCCCUUCCCACCCCAAAACCAACACCAGGGGAGCAGCCACGGGGCUGGCCAACGGAGCGCCCGGAGCCAAUUCUGGCUGGGAACAACGCCAUGAUGGAGCCGGGGGAAAACACAGCUCUGGAUGAAUGGGACACACAAAUCCGGAAAUUACCGGAGGAAUUUGAAAGUGACACUGAACUGGAGGAAUGUGACACGGAGAAUGGUGAACUCGCAGCCGAAAUUGACAAGGGGCAGUUUGGGGCAGGCUGGGUUGAAUUCCCAAGGAAAUCCCGGGUUUAUUCUCCUCUUCCCUCCCUGUUCUUCCCAGAGCACCUGACGGCCACGCUCGAGGAGCGGGACAGGAGGAUCAGCAAACUGACCUCGGACCUGGGUGAAUCCAAUGCCAAACUCAAGGAACGUGACCGGAAAAUCACCAAGCUCGCCGCUGAAAUCCGAAGACUCACGGCGCUGCUGGCCGAGCGCGACUCCGGGCUCCGGAAGCUCCGAGCAGAGCUCGCCAAGUGCGACGCCACCAUCCGAAUCUUCACGGUGGAACUCGGCGAGCGACACACGAAAAUCGGGGAACUCACAGCUGAUGUGGAGGUCUUCAAGAAAAAGCUCCAGCAACACGAGGCAGAACUGGAGGCCCGGGACACCCAGAUCCGGGAAAAUGAAGCUGAGAUCAGGCACCUGAAGGAGCUGCUGGAGGAGAAGGAAUUGGCAGCACGUAAGUUUUGGAAAAUGGGAAUUCUCUCCCCAAAAUAUGUCGAGGAAGAAGAGGAAGAGGAGAAAGAAGAGGAAGAGGAAGAAGAGGAAGAAGAGGAAGAAGAGGAAGAAGAGGAAAAGGAACCAGUAGAACUGGGAGAACCGGGCAAAGUCAUGGAAGAUCCUGGGGAAGUCGACAAAAACCUUGAGGAGCUCAGGGCGGUGCUGGGAGAUCGAGACGCCAGGAUCGCGGAGCUGUCGGAGGCGCUCGAACAACGGGACAGACAAAUUGCGGAGCUUAACACGGAGCUCGAGGAAUCCCGAAUAAGGAUCUGGUGGUGCCUCGAGGAGCACCGGAAAGAGGAAGAAAAAGUGGCCCGGGUCACCCUGGACCCGCUCACGUCCCACCCUCGCCUGGUGCUGUCUCCGGACGGGCUCGGGGCGCGCUGGGCCUACGGCGGCCCCGAGCCCCCGGCGGGCCCCGAGCGCUUCACGGCCGCGCCCUGCGCGCUGGGCACCCCCGGCUUCACCUCGGGCCGCCACACCUGGACCGUGGACGUGGCCGAGGGGCCGUUCUGCGCCGUGGGGGUCAGCCGGGAGUCGGUGCCACGCCAGGGCCCGGCCUUCGGGCCCGGGGACGGCGUCUGGGCCCUGCAGCGCUGGGGAGGCCUGGGCCGCGCCCUCACGAGCCCCCCGACGCCGCUGCCGCUGCCGCGCGUCCCCCGCCGCCUGCGAGUGGCCCUGGACUACGACGGCGGCCGCGUGGCCUUCUUCGACGGGGACAGCCGCAGCCCGACACCCCUGUUCGCCUUCCCGGCCACCGCCUUCGCCGGGGAGCGCGUCCGGCCCUGGUUCUGGCUGGAGCUGGGAGAGAUUUCCAUCGUCCAGUGAUGCCGUGGAAUGCAGAGCCCUUCACAGGAGAGCGCCUGCAGCCCUGGUCCUGGCUGGAGCUGCAGGCGAUUUCCGUUGUCCGGUGAUCCCGGCGUUCCCUUGUCCAGUGAUCCCAGAAUCCCGCAUCCAGUGAUCCUGGGAUCCUGAGCCGGGGAGUGUCCAGCCCCUGGUCCUGGCUGGAGAUGGGGGUCAUCUCCAUCGUCCAGUGAUUCCAUGGAAUUCCUGAGCCAGGGAGCACAUCCUGGGUUCUGGGUUCUGGUUCUGCGGGAGCUGGGCUCCCUCUCCCUCAUCCAGUGACCCCGGAAUUCAGGGAAUUCUGCCCAGGGAUGGAGAGCUCAGGGAGGAGCAGGUGGUUGGAGGGACAGGAGGAGGCCCCGACCUUGAUCUGGACACCAGUGGCACAAACUGGGAUGGACACUGGGAUGGGAACGCUUUGGGAAGGAGGGAGAAUGGGAUGGGAAUGCUCUGGGAAGGAGGGGGAAUGGGGUGGGAAUGCUCUGGGAAGGAGGGAGACAGAACAUAGACCAGGAUGGGAAUGCUGUUGGGAAGGACUCAGACUGGGACAGGAAUGUUCUCGGGAAUGCUCUCGGGAAGAGCAGAGGAGGGGACAGGAAUGCCAGAGCUCCACGGUCACUGCACCAGGGGAUCCCAGUGAGGAACUGGGAGCUCUAAUACUGGGAUUCGUGGAGGAUUGAGCCGAGCAUGGGUGGAUCAGGGCUGCUGUGGAUGGACAGACACCGUGAUCCCCACCUUCCCAGCGCUUCCAGGGGUCCCUGCUGAAUCCGUGGUCGUUCCCUGCUGAAUCCCUCAUCAUUCCCUCCCUGCUCAUCCGUGGCCACCAGCAAAGCCUGAACUGGUGUCCCGUGUCCCCCCAGGGGGUGACCACGGGAUCCUCUCCCAAAAUAAACCCUGCAAAACUC
Messenger RNA from Corvus hawaiiensis (hawaiian crow), 2964 nucleotides. Its product is annotated as tripartite motif-containing protein 10-like. The record is from RefSeq and is a predicted model, not a curated record. Gene Ontology annotation, molecular function: protein binding. Lineage: Eukaryota; Metazoa; Chordata; Aves; Passeriformes; Corvidae.